Lathyrus oleraceus (garden pea) is the source of this 648-nucleotide messenger RNA. RefSeq names its product eukaryotic translation initiation factor 4 gamma-like. The coding region runs from base 1 to 648 and encodes 215 amino acids. The record is from RefSeq and is a predicted model, not a curated record. Lineage: Eukaryota; Viridiplantae; Streptophyta; Magnoliopsida; Fabales; Fabaceae. The transcript has 2 exons.
AUGACCUCUAAAGCCUUUAAGCUGAAGGGCCUCUCUGAGGAAGUUCGCAACGACUUCAUCAGAGAUGCUGAGAUCAGACUUCAGGAGCGCCUAGCCAGAGAAGCUGAGGAGCGAGCACACAAAGAAGCAGAAGAGAAAGCCAAGCAAGAAGAAUUGCAAAGGAUCAAGGAAGCUGAAGCCAAAGCUCUAGCUGAUGCCGCUGCUGCCGCUGAAGCUGAAGUACAAGCCAAAGCUGCCGUUGAAGCUGAAGCACGCCUCACUGAAGAGUCUGCCACCAGGGUAGAACAGGAUGCUCUGACUCAGGGGGAGUCCUCCACUUUUGUCCCUCUGGAUCGCGCCCUCUCCGCCCAAAACCAACCUGAACCAGAAACUAAUAUCCCUUCACCAUCUGAACAACCACCAACACUUCCAUCUGAACCACACAUAGAAACUCCCACUGAAAACCCCAUUACUCAUCAAUCUGAACCUCUAACUGAAAACAUCCCAACACCACCAGCACUUACAUCUCCCACCUCUGAACCUGAACCCACCUUUCCCACCCUGGAAGAGGUAGUAGCCUUAUUUGUUGAGUCUUCAAUAGAGAAGAUCAGAUCGCUAUCUGAAAACUCUAGAAUCAAUGAUGAUCCCUCUGUAGUGAGGAUUCACUAG